AUGUCGGGUUAUAAUACCGGCUUCGGCUUUGGCGGCGGCCGCGGGAGGGGCCGCGGGAGGGGCGGCGGCAGAGGAGGAGGGGGCGGCGGCGGCCCGUCCCCUGCGCUGCUCACCGCGAACAUCAAGAACGCGAGGACUCUCGAGGAGCUGCUGGGGCAUUGCACUGCGCAUAGGAGCAAGCUGAACCACAUCCACCUCAGCGCGGCGUGGAACUCGAUCGGUCACAAGUCCGGAAACCUUUCUCCCGACUGGUGGAGAGCGCACGACGACGAGCUCAGAUCGCUGGCGUCACACACGGCCAAGGUCGUCAGUGAGUCUUCCGAGGUUCGCGCCCGGGAGAUUGCAAACAUCGCGCACGGCGUCGCCAAGAGCGGUCGAGGCGGCGACCUGGCCGACCUGAUGGAUGCUCUCGCCCGUGCGGUGGAGAAACGCGCGUCGGACUGUAACGCACAGGAGCUAGCCAACGUCUCGUGGGCGUUCGCAAAGGCCGACCACUGCGCCGACGUCGCCCUGUUCGACGCGCUGUCCAAGGCGACGUUGGCAAAGGCAUCCGCUUGCAACAGCCAGGAGCUCACCAACCUAGCGUGGGCGUUCGCAACCGCGGGUAGGACCCAGGACGAGGCGCUUUUCGCUUCGCUCGCCAAAGCGGUGGAGCACACGCUCGCGUCGUUCACGUCCCAGGGUCUGAGCAACACGGCUUGGGCGUUUGCAAAAGUUGGGCACCUCGAAGCGACGCUGUUCAAAGCGAUUAGCCUCGCGGCGAGGUCCAAGCUCAAGACUUUCAACGCCCAAGACUUUGCAAACACGGCAUGGGCGUUCGCCAAGCUCGGCCAGUUCGACGGUGAGUUGUUCACCGCGCUGGCGAAGGAUGCGGCGAGGCACGGGGAGGGACACAACGCGCAGGGCCUGGCAAACACAGUGUGGUCCUUCGCCAAAGCUGGACACCUUGAUGAGGGCCUGUUCAAGGGGUUCGCGUCGCAGGUUCGACGGAAACUGAAGGAUUUCAACUCGCAGGAUCUUGCCAACACCGCGUGGGCGUUCGCAAAGGCUUGCCAUCCGGAUGAGUCCCUGUUCGCGUCGAUAUCCGGUGCUUGCGUGGCGUGCCUCGACGACUUCAACGCGCAGGAUCUGGUUAACACGGCUUGGGCGUUUGCAAAGCUGGGGCAUUUUGAUCAGUCGCUCUUUGCCGCUGUCGCGAGACGGUUCAGGGACAGCGGCGCUAUGAACGACGACCAGCUAGGCGCUCAAUUUAUCGCGAACGUGGCGUGGGCGUUUUCAAAGGCGUCCGAGGCUGGAAAGCUCGAACAGGCCACGUCCGAGGAGCUCUUCAGAGAUUUGGCAACCGCCGCGGAGGCGAGCGUCGCGGAUUUCACCGCUGCUGACCUGGCCAACGUCGCGUGGGCAUUCGCGAACGCCAAUCAGAUGGACCCGACCCUUUUCCAGUCGCUCGCGAACCGUGCCGAGAACUUCCUAGACGACUUCAACGACGAGGAGCUGGACAACGCUGAAUGGGCGUUUGCUCGGGCGGGAAUGCACCGCAUCGUGAAGCGCCUGAAGCAAAACAGGAAGCGGGCGGUUGAAGACGCUGCCGCGGCGAAGGCUGAGGUUGGAGAGGUGGACGUAUCUGGUUGCGGAACUAUCGUGGUGGCGGGCGGGGGCAUCGGAGGCGCAGCUUGCGCUGUCGCGCUGCAGAAGCGAGGGUUCCACGUGGUCGUAUUGGAGUCUGACCCGAGCUUUGACGCGAGGAAACAGGGCUACGGUUUGACGGUUCAGCGACAGGACGCGGUGAAUGCCAUGGGAAUCGACCUGGCCGCCGACGACGCGCCGUCCACGUCUCAUUACACGUUUGACGAUAGGGGCCACAUUCUGGGUGUGUUUGGCGAGGCGUUUGGCGGUAGGGAUACGGGUAAAGAGCGCAAGGAGUGUAAGAACAGUGGGCGCUUUAUUCACAUCCCGAGGCAAGUUCUUCGGUUGAGGCUUCUAGAGGCUGUGCGACCCGGGACGAUUCGGUGGAACAGCAGGCUCGAAGGAUUUAAGACGUCCAAGAAGAAACCCAAGUCGAUCAGGGUGAAGCUGACAGGCGGGGACGCCAUCGACGCGGCGUUGCUCGUGGGAUCAGACGGUAUCUUCUCGACCGUUCGCAGGAAACUUGCGCUGCCCGGCGACCGGCUGAACUAUGUCGGGCUGAUGGUCGUGCUCGGCAUCGUCGACGACUCAAUCCUGAACGUCCCGCUGACGAAGCGACGAAUCUUCGAGACCGUCGAUGGCUCGACGCGCAUCUACGUUAUGCCGUUUACCACCUCGUCGACCAUGUGGCAGCUCUCGUUCCCUAUGGAGGAGAAGGAAGCAAGGGAGCUGGCGAAGGAUCAAAACGCACUCAAGAUGGAAAUCACGCGACGAUGCGCCGCGUGGCACGAACCGAUCCCCGAGUUGCUCGCAAACACCCCGCUCGACGGUUUCUCGGGGUACCCGGUGUACGAUCGCGAGUUACUGGAACCGGGGGUGCUGCGAAAGGCUGCCACCGAUGCGGGAAUUUCGCGCGUCACGCUAGUGGGAGACGCAGCUCACCCGAUGACGCCGUUCAAGGCCCAGGGAGCCAACCAGGCCAUCAGCGAUGCGGUUCUGUUGGCCGAAACUCUAGCGGAUAGCGUUCGCAAAUACGGCGCUGACGAAGGCUUCGAAAAGGCGCUGCCGACGUUCGAGCAGAAGAUGCUGAACCGUUCUUCUCGCAUGGUGGUUGGGUCGAGGGAGAAGGCCAAGGAGAUGCACAGUAACUUGGCACUUCGACCGGCGAGGAAGGUUCAACGCGAGACAGACGUGGACAUGGCGCGGGUGAUUAAGAUGCUCCGCGCUAAGGGUGUGGGCGCUAAAACCUCCAACGACGAGCGGGGGCUCGAUGCAGUGGUGGCGGACGUGAUGCGUCUGUGCGCGAGCGGAGGUGUCAUGGAGGUUGUGGAAAAUGACGACAAGAAGCAAAAGCGCGAUCGGGCUCACACAAGUACCGAUGGGAAGAUUCCGUCGAAGAAGCAGAAGCUCCUGUCGCACGUCGACGGCGAGUGGGUAAAGUGCACACUGAUCAAGACCAAAGAAAACGGACAGCACAAGGUGAAGCUCAAGGGAGGAACCAAGUGUAGUCAAAGGAACCGUUAUUCGCUGGUGAAGUUGUACAUCGACGAAAAUGAGCUGACGAGCGUGCCGGCGAAGAUCGGGCAGCUCACGUCGCUGGAGUGGCUGUACCUCAGCAGCAAUCAGCUGACGAGCGUGCCGGCGGAGAUCGGGCAGCUCACGCCGCUGUGGGUGUCGUACCUCGACGACAAUCAGCUGACGAGCGUGCCGGCUGCGAUCUCAGAGCGGGGGGCUGUCUUGUGGGCAUGGAUCGGGGCGUGA
Micromonas commoda is the source of this 3387-nucleotide messenger RNA. RefSeq lists its product with no specific name. Lineage: Eukaryota; Viridiplantae; Chlorophyta; Mamiellophyceae; Mamiellales; Mamiellaceae. The transcript is spliced from 2 exons. The coding region runs from base 1 to 3387 and encodes 1128 amino acids. Gene Ontology annotation, molecular function: protein binding; FAD binding. The record is from RefSeq and is a predicted model, not a curated record.